AUGCAGUGCUCACCCUGCCUAGUGGUGGCCCUCAGCGGCGUCCUGGUAGCCCUGGGGCUGCUCAUCCUGGGGCUCUACUGCCACACGCCGACUCGCUACGGGAAGCACGCGGAGGUGGCGGCCGAGGAGGAGCAGCAGCCCCUGCGGGAACAACAACGCCGCCACCUGCCCGCCAAAUGCGCCUGGUUCCUGCAGGAGCUGCCGGCUUUCCUGGUGCCCGCGCUCUUGCUGGCGCUGCGCAGCCCGCCGCGUUUCGCGCCGCUCGGCUGCCGGCUGCUGGUCGGCAUGUUUUGCGGGCACUACUUUCACAGGACAUUUAUUUACUCAUUCCUCACAAGAGGCAGACCUUUCCCAUUGGACACACUGCUUUUCGGCAUGCUGUUCUGUGUCUAUAACGGCUUCCUUCAAGGUUACUACAUGGUUUAUUGUGCUGAAUACCCAGAUGACUGGUGCAACGACAUAAGGUUUACAUCAGGUAUAUUGUUGUUUUUGUUUGGAAUGGGCAUCAAUGUUCACAGUGAUUUCCUGCUACGCCAGCUAAGAAAACCUGGGGAGUUAACUUACAAGAUUCCACAAGGAGGACUAUUCGUAUAUGUGUCUGGAGCAAACUUUUUCGGUGAGAUGCUGGAAUGGUUUGGCUAUGCAAUAGCAACCUGGUGCCUACCAGCUUUUGCCUUCGCACUUUUUACAAUGUGCUUUGUUGGGCCACGGGCUUAUCAUCAUCACAGGUAUUAUCUAAGAAAAUUCAUAGGCUACCCAAGAUCAAGAAAAGCCUUGAUUCCUUUUAUAUUCUAAAGGACAAUAGAUUUUGGGAGUGGAGGAGGUUGUUGGUGUUGUAUGUCUUUGUACUGUUUAACUUUAAAGAUGAGUUCUAUUGUUAAUGCUUGUGUGUGUUUCACAGAGAAAGAUUUUGGUACAAUGUAGUGUUUUCAUGAACUAAUUGUCUUUACAGUACUGGAGUAAUUGUUUGUUUACUAUAAGUGGUAAAAGACAUAUGGGCACCUGCAUAAUUCUUCUCCACACAAAUUUUAAAAUGAAAAACAGCCAUGAGAGAAUGAAAUUGAGAGUAUGAGACCAGUGCUGAAUCCCUUCCCCAUGGGUAUAAUGUUUGCUCAGAGUGGUGAGGUUUUCAUAAUAUUCCUCUAUCAAAUUUCUCUUUGAUUUUGAUGUUCCAUGUUACUGGAAAUAUUUACCAGAGUGGAAUUCAUGUCAUUGUAAUCCAAGAUUCUUCUAGACUUUCUUUCAGACUACAUGCAAAAGAAAGAAGAAAAAAUAUUUUAAAAACAUUUCCUAAAGCUGAAGAUUUUGUUGUCGUUGUUGUGUCACACAAAAGCACAAUUCUAUUCUCUGGCAUCAUAAAACAAAAAAUAACUAAAAUGUACCAAAUGUCUGCCAAUUUUUUAAAAAGUUUAUGUUAUUUUAUGUUGCAUAAGAGUGCAAUUGAGCUCUUCCCCAACAUAAACAAUGAAAAUAAAUGCCUUUCAAAAAUGUUGUAUAUGCUGAUUUUUAAAAAAGAAUAAUUGUAUUUCUGUUUUGCCAAAGACCACAGUUGUGUUUGUGACAUAAAUGCAAAAAAGUUGAAAUACUAAAAUAAAAUGUUUUUUUUUUCCUGGUACACACAGAUAUUUUAGAGAAGUAAGCAAAUUAGUCAGAAGUUUGUUUUGGA
Sphaerodactylus townsendi is the source of this 1666-nucleotide messenger RNA. RefSeq names its product steroid 5 alpha-reductase 2 (gene SRD5A2). Gene Ontology annotation, molecular function: 3-oxo-5-alpha-steroid 4-dehydrogenase activity. Gene Ontology annotation, cellular component: membrane. The transcript is spliced from 5 exons. The record is from RefSeq and is a predicted model, not a curated record. NCBI's taxonomy places the organism in Eukaryota, Metazoa, Chordata, Lepidosauria, Squamata, Sphaerodactylidae. Gene Ontology annotation, biological process: steroid biosynthetic process. Bases 1 to 795 code for a protein of 264 amino acids.